Messenger RNA from Rhodotorula toruloides NP11, 261 nucleotides. RefSeq lists its product as uncharacterized. Lineage: Eukaryota; Fungi; Basidiomycota; Microbotryomycetes; Sporidiobolales; Sporidiobolaceae. Bases 1 to 261 code for a protein of 86 amino acids. The transcript has 3 exons. The record is from RefSeq and is a predicted model, not a curated record.
AUGACCGACAAGUACCCAACCGUCCUCGGCGGCGAACACCACCAAGGCGGCGAGUCGCAGGACCUCGAGAAAGCAUACGACCACCCGCCUGCUUCGAGGAUCGCGAACGAUGCGCAAAAGGCGCAUGCGUAUGCGGAGGGGAAGGUGAAUGGUGCUGGACCUGGAGCGGGAGAGAAGGAGGGACCGGAUUCGACGGCGGAGCGAGGAAACACGGCGGGCAGUGGGUACACCAAAGGUGGACCGGCGCCAGGAAUCGCCUGA